AUGGAAUUUGUGGCCACAACCAUGAACGAGCUAUGCACCGAGCAGCAAGUCUGCAGCCGGAAAAGAGCUCCGGAACUCCGCUACUCCGACGACGAAACCAAAGGCUACAAAUCCAAGAACCUCAUCGCCGAGAGGAAGCGCCGGCAGAAGCUCACCGACCGCCUCCUCAUGCUCCGAGCUUCCGUCCCAAUUAUCACCAAUGCCAGUCUCCAAUCUCUCUGUCUCCCAAAAGAUUCCCAGUUCCGAAUUUCUUCGCCAAUUAACUUUUCUGGGUUCGGUUGGUUUUUGCAGAUGAACAAGGCGACGAUCAUAGACGAUGCCAUUACUUACAUACAGGAGCUGAUGAGGAAUGUGGAGGUUUUGAGCGACCAGCUGGACGCUUUGUCGGCGGAGGAAGCAGCCGAAGGUUCCGAAUCUCCGGCGACUGUCUCCGCUGAGAUCAAGAAUGAGGAUGCUGCUGCUGGUGUCGAUCCAGAGGAGAUGAAGACUUGUGGGAUUCAGGAGGAAGUGGAGGUGAUGCAGAUUGAAGGGAAGAAGCUGUGGGUGAAGAUUGUGAUGGGGAAGAAGAGAGGGAGGUUCACCAAGCUGAUUGAAGGAAUGACCAAGUUAGGUCUCCAAUUGACUCAUACCAGUUUGACCACUUCCAAAGGAGCAUUCCUUGUUUCAUCCUGUGUUGAGGUGGUUUGUGAAGAGAUGGCAAUGGUUCAUCAGAUCAAGGAGUUGCUGAUACAAAUUAUGAAAGGAAUAUGAAGAAAUUGAAAAUGAUUUACCAAGUUUUGAAAGGAGAGGGAUUAACUUAAUUAAUUGCGAAGGAUGUUCUGUUGAGCUUUGUAAUUGUCACCAUUGUUGGUCUACCGAACGACAUAGAGCUUCACCUAAUGCUUAAGGGAUAAAAAAAAAGUUUAGAAACUAGAUUGGAGACAUAAUUUGAUUGGGAAAUGUUAGUUCAUAAUCUACUUUAUAGAUCCGAUGUUCCAUCCAUCAGUCCGUUGAUAAUCAUCCAAAACAAACAGAAAUGAUCUUUGUCCUUGAAUUUCCAAACUAAAAUGACAAAAUCCUCAAACUCAAGUUUUUGGAGAGUAAUUUGCGUAAGAAUCUGAUA
Molecule: messenger RNA, 1102 nt
Organism: Linum tenue
Lineage: Eukaryota; Viridiplantae; Streptophyta; Magnoliopsida; Malpighiales; Linaceae
Source: the annotation of a GenBank genome assembly